Trametes versicolor FP-101664 SS1 is the source of this 735-nucleotide messenger RNA. RefSeq lists its product as uncharacterized. The transcript has 3 exons. The record is from RefSeq and is a predicted model, not a curated record. The coding region runs from base 17 to 256 and encodes 79 amino acids. Lineage: Eukaryota; Fungi; Basidiomycota; Agaricomycetes; Polyporales; Polyporaceae.
AUAAGAGAGCCUCGCUAUGAGGGAUAGGUUGCUCAUUCCAAAAACCAACCGACCCUACACAACAUGGCCAGCGAGUGCCACAGAACUCAGCACCAGUCUCAAGCACUACCGUGAUACCCCUCUGACGGCCGUGCGGUAUUACGGCGCCCGCUGGGUUUCACAGUUAGAGCCAAGAAGAAACCAUCGCCAUCCGCCUGCAAGGAGUACACCGCCAUCCGCUUGCAAGGAGUACACCGCAUCGCGCAACUCCCUCUAGGAACAGGAGCUACCCAGGAUACUGCCAGUAUCCGGAGCUGCCAUGCUUCGUGCCCUCGCCUUUACGCCCAGCGGACACCGCCCCACCGUUGACAAGGAGGUCGCAGAAGGCAGACCAAGCCCUACCUGCUACCCAAUGCUUCCUCCAGCGCAGGGCGGGCGCUCCAAGUGCAAAUGCCGACGAUGACGCCCUCCUCCUAUUCCGCCGCCGCACGAUCCCGCAGCACCCCGUUGUCCACGUGUAUCGACCGCGUCUUCUCCCGCUGCAGCUCCAGCGCAUCACUCCCGGGACCUUCGAGCGAUUCCUACGAGCACGGCGCACCCUCUAGCCAGGGCGCGCCGCGGCGCAGGUGACCGCUUUGGGCCUGAGUCUGUGCGGCCUGGAGUGACGCGAUGGGGGGUCUUGGAGAUGCUGGAGAUGCGUCGUGCGAGGUGAACGUGAACGUGUGGAGGGGGUUGGAACGGUCUCUGAGACGCCGC